CACAGAGAACAGACCCACAGCUCCUUGCUCAGUUCUACUAUGCCGAUGAGGAACUAAAUCAAGUAGCAGCUGAACUGGACAGUUUAGAUGGAAGAAAAGACCCACAGAGAUGCACACUGCUGGUCAACCAGUUUCGUUCUUGUCAGGAUAAUGUUUUGAACAUCAUAAAUCAAAUCAUGGAUGAAUGCAUUCCUCAUGAACGGGCCAACCGAGAUUUUUGUGUUAAGUUUCCAGAAGAAAUACGCCAUGAUAACCUUGCAGGACAGCUUUGGUUUGGAGCAGAAUGUCUGGCUGCUGGCUCAAUUAUUAUGAAUAGGGAAAUUGAGAGUAUGGCAAUGAGACCACUGGCCAAGGAUCUGACCCGCAGCCUAGAGGAAGUUAGAAAUAUCAUACGUGACCAGGCCUUGAGAGAUUUGAACCUCUACACUGAAAAAAUGAAAGAUUCACUCAAGCAUUUUGAUGUCCUUUUUGCUGAAUUUGAAUUAAGUUAUGUGUCGGCUAUGGUACCUGUGAAGUCUCCAAAAGAAUAUUAUGUACAACAGGAGGUAAUCGUACUUUUUUGUGAAACUGUGGAGAGAGCCUUAAGGCUUGGAUACCUCACUCAAGAUAUGAUUGAUGACUAUGAACCAGCUUUAAUGUUUACUAUUCCAAGAUUAGCCAUUGUAUGUGGCCUUGUAGUCUACUCCGAGGGACCAUUAAACUUGGACCACAAGCCAGAAGAUAUGUCUGAACUCUUCAGACCCUUUCACACACUGUUAAGAAAAAUAAGGGAUCUACUUCAGACAUUAACUGAGGAUGAACUGCACACACUGGAGCGUAACCUGUGCAUCUCUCAAGAUGUGGAUUUUCCUGUCAGAACAGAUCCUGAAGUACCCUCUGUCAUUACACCAGGCAUAACUGCAACUUUGCCAGCAAAGGAGCUCUCAGCAAAAGCUGAGAACACAGAGGCUGAGCUGGCUUGUUCAAUGCAGUAUGAUGAACAGGAGCUGGAACAGCUGAAUAGGAUGGUACACAGAGUUGGAGAUGAAAUGUCUUCUCUGCUUUCCCCUCCAAGCAUCUGUCAGUCUCCAGCUCACAGACCUAGCCUAAGAAAUAGUUCCAGUGCAGAAGCUUCACCAACAAGACACCAUCUUGACAAUUUAACUGAUGAAGAGGACAGAGUGUUUUUUAUGGAUGACCUAGAUGGAGCAGGAGAGGCUCUUGCUGGGUUGGAUUCAGUAAGUGAUACUUUUGCUUGGGUGAAUAACCCUUGUCACAAUUCAAAACAGAACCUGCAAUAUAGAGAUGCUCUACUGUAUGAGAACGGUCAGCAAACAGAGGAAACUUUGCUUUUAAAACACGCAGAAAAUGAUGUAAGCAAUAAUAACAAUAUUGAAGACAGCAAACAGAUGUCUGGCAUCUCAGUUCAAAAUUCAUGCAGCUGUUUAGAAGGUCCGGAUUCACAGUUAUACCUCAAUGGUUGGGAUGCUUAUGCUGAUGAUGCAGAAAUGGCAGAAAUGAUAGCUCACAGGACAGGGGGAAUGAAAAUAUCUGCUACUGUGAUAUUCAAUCCUAAAUCUCCCUCUAGCUCAGAAUCCCCAGUAACACCCGAAGCAGCUAUUAAUUGUGUUCCUGGAUCUGCUAAUGCGUUAGCAAAUGAGGAGGAGGAUGAAUCUCAUAAACUCAGUAUAGCUGCCACAAACUGUCUAAUUAAUUCCUGUGUGUGUUGUGGCAGCUGUGAAGACAGCAGGGAGGAGAGUGUGGAAGGUUUAAAGACUAAACAUUCUGCAGGAGGUGUUGUAAAUGCUUCGUACACAUUAGUGAAGUCUAAGGAAAUGGACCAUGUAGAUAACCUGGACAAUUCAGUCCCUGCACAGGAAACGUUAAAACCUGAAACGUCUGCUUUAUUAGCAGAAAGAGACUUUGGCAGAGAAGAGCAAAAUCUGCCCAUCUCCUCUAAGUGCCUGGCACAUUCCUCAGGUUCACAGGUAGGAGCAGAAAAUGACUCUCAAGGAGAAGCAGAAAGCACUUCAAGUCAGCAGAAAAGGUGGGAGAAGAGAAAACAACUGUGUGAGAGAAAAGUGGAGAAUAAUGAAGAUGCUGGUAGUGAAAGGACAGCAAAGGAAGACACAAAGUCAAGAUCUAGUUCAAGUUCUCAGGAUGGCUUACGUGAUUCCCCCCUCAGCUCCAUCUCCAGCAGUGACUAUGAGAGUGUUUCUGUCACUACAUGUAGUCUCUCCAGCAUAUACGCUCUGAGGUAAUAACUCCCUUCCCAGUCAGAUUUGACUAAUUGUAUUGCAUUAUGGUUGGUUGAAAAUUUUCAUUGAGUUAACAAUCAAGUGACAGCAACACUUCUGAAUAUUCUUCCUUUGGAACAGCGGAUGCUUUUUUUCCCCAGCAGUUGUCUUUAGCACUGUUGCAAUUAAGAGGCAACUAUUUUCAGAAAAGUUUUAAUGCAUGUUUCAUUGAAUUAUACGAUGUGUCAGUGAUCUUCCUCUUAUUUGUCCAUGUAGAAUUUCUUGAGAGUCUGAAGGUUUUGGCUUGAACUGCGUCGAAUGUCUGUCUUAGGUCUUGCAUUUUUAGAAAGCAUGUUUUUUUUUUCCACUUAACUUCACUUAGUGAAGAAUGCAGUAGUAAAGUGAGACCUGCAUGCCAGCCAGAUAACUGCAGUAUAACUUCCAAUGCUUUUUUGGCUAAAGUUGUUAAGAAUACUGGUUUUACCUUCUCAUCUUCUGAGCCUGCAUGUGAGGGUUUUAACUUCAGUUUGUUUUGCACAGAACUCCUGCAGCAAAUAAUAGAGAAAUAAAGAUUAGAAAAAAAGUUACUAAAACCUGAUUUAUUUGACUGUUUUCAAGGUAUGUAUGCCAUACAUGUAUGUCAUGUAUUGCAUACACUCUACUCAAUAACACUGUUAUUCUGGUACAGGUAGAGAGGAUACCACAAUUUCAGUCAAGGUAAAUCUUCCACUGCUACUCAUCUCCCCUUUUUUCAUCCAUUUAUCUCUACAAAGUGCUUCAUUUUAACUCCAGGAAUUCCUGAUUUUUGUAUAGAGUUGAGAAAAAGAAGGCAGUAAAAGUGAUAGAGGAAAUAUUACAUAAAGUAAUAAGUAUUUUCAGGAUAUUCUCACCAUCAGGCUCAAUAUUUUUAUAUAUCCAAGUUUUAAAAGGGCGCAUAAGGGAAGGAAGAUG
Messenger RNA from Meleagris gallopavo (turkey), 3167 nucleotides. NCBI's taxonomy places the organism in Eukaryota, Metazoa, Chordata, Aves, Galliformes, Phasianidae. The record is from RefSeq and is a predicted model, not a curated record.